GACUGCCAUUAACUUGAAGGAUUCACUCAGCGAAAUCAGCUGUAGCAGCAAAGACUUUGGCGCGUGGAUUUAUGAGCGUGCAUAAAACCUCAAAAAGGAGUCGUGCUCGAGUCACGGAGAUUUUGAUUUUCGCGAUUGACUGGUCAUGCAGGCGUUUACCAGUCCAUACGUGUGCCCGUAUUUUACGUGCUCAUCCCCGUAUUGCCUGGCGUUGAGAAGCAGUGCUGUGGCAUCGAGUUUAGCGAUGAACCGACCACCUCCGAGUCCAAACCAGCCCGGAAUAUCUUCAUUUACGAUUUCAUCCAUUCUAUCUCGCUCAGAAGAGUCGCCGACUAAACCAGCCAGAUCCGAAGAAACAACGGUAGCUAAAUGUUCGUCUGAAGGGAACAUAAGCUCGCAGUUUGUUCCCAGUUACUCUUCACAUGUCUCAAUUGAAAGAUUUCAUCCCUACCAUCGACCUCUGACAGCAAGUGCUUUUGCGCGAACAACUUGCGGUAGUUUGCAAAAAGAAGGAGAAGCAAUUCUUUCAGUUGUACACCAUGAAGAAAACAAGGCGUGGAAUUUCAAGCAAGGAAAACCGAAGAGAAUUCGUACGAUUUUCACGCCAGAACAACUCGAGCGAUUGGAAAAAGAGUUUGACAGGCAGCAAUACAUGGUCGGAGCCGAGAGACAUUAUCUCGCCGCUUCGCUAAAUCUCACUGAAACACAAGUGAAAGUCUGGUUUCAGAACAGAAGAAUUAAAUGGAGAAAACAAAAAAUGGACCGGCCCAACUCCAGCUAAGACAUCAAAUAUGAAACAAAGGAAAAACUAUGAUAUGCUUACCAGAGAUGAAAGUCGCGAACAUCCGAUGGGCCUCAAUCCAUGGUAUUUAAAAUUGAAAAAAAAAAAGAAAAGAAAAGAUGUGUAACUGUACUUAAAGGUGUUUUGACAAUGAACAUAUUCACACAAUUUUAUCGCGAAACUGUAUACAUUUCAAAACUGAACUAGCAGACUUAGAAACACACCUCUGGUUAGUUCAUUAAAGACAUAAUUUGGUAAAUUCUGUAUCCCGAAAAUCGAUAACUUUUGCAGCCAGAUGGCAAAUGUAGAUCUUGUACACACAAGGCAGCAAAAUCGAGCAUUGCCUUCUCUUCCGUAAAGAAUAAUGAUUUAUCGACUCUUCGUUUAGUUUUGAUUAAAAAUUUGAGAAUAUGACUCGAAUAUGGAAAGACUUAUCUGUUUAAUUUUUUCUUUCUUUCCAGAAGGCCCGAAAAUGGUCUUAGUUUGAAAUUGUAAAUAUUCGAUUGUAUAAAAAAUUAAUAAAUCGAGGAUUUCUCACUAAUAAGUCGAAGUAAUUAGGGGAAUCAUACAUUGUACAUGUACAUUCACAGAUUUCGAGUGAAAAUAAAAAAUUUGCUUGUAUUAUAAAAUUGAAAACUUUUCGCCAUCUCUGCGAAGUAGUUUACGGACUGAAAAAUUAAUUAAGUGCCCUAUGAGGCUUAAAGUAUUAAUUCAAGAGCUCAUCCGGCCACAACAAACUCUGGCUUUGCGUUCGAAGCUUUAACUCGCCGGAAUAAAGCCACAUAAUGAAGAAUUAAAAGCAAUUAGACUUUCAAAAGAAGCCUCUGGCAACCGAGGUGGCGCAGGAAAAAUGUGAGUUGAAAAGAGAUAGAAAACAAAGCGCUCUGUCAGGUUAGAUUUAAAGCUCGGUUUGAUAGUGAUAAUGGAAGUACCUUAAGAAUAGACUAAGUCUUCCACAUGAUCUUCAUCUUAAUAAAGAACGAUGAAACAAAAGGUUUCCCUAAUCUAA
This is a messenger RNA of Pocillopora damicornis (cauliflower coral), 1790 nucleotides long. RefSeq names its product homeobox protein notochord. Gene Ontology annotation, molecular function: RNA polymerase II cis-regulatory region sequence-specific DNA binding; DNA-binding transcription factor activity, RNA polymerase II-specific. Gene Ontology annotation, biological process: regulation of transcription by RNA polymerase II; central nervous system development; neuron differentiation. Gene Ontology annotation, cellular component: nucleus. NCBI's taxonomy places the organism in Eukaryota, Metazoa, Cnidaria, Anthozoa, Scleractinia, Pocilloporidae. The record is from RefSeq and is a predicted model, not a curated record.